AUGAGGAUAUUCGGUCGAGACAAACGCAUCAUUGCUGAUGGCAUCUAUGGGGCAGCAUCUGAGUCUGAUAUCAUCAGCAUUGAAAACGAGUUCAAUUCAAGAGAUAUUGCGGAGUUCAAGGAAAGGGCAUGUGCUCGACACGAGAAGUACAAUGGAAUGAUACAUCUAUUCAAGUGUCUGGAGGAAAAUUUCGGCAUGGCAUUUCCUUCCACAAAGAAUGCUUUGAAGCUUGUUGCUCUUUGGCUUGUAUUCAACUUGAUAAUGGCAGCUUCUCUUUGUUUGAUCCUUACCCUGCCACCUAGGCAACAGCAGAACUCAUAG
Molecule: messenger RNA, 321 nt
Organism: Seminavis robusta
Lineage: Eukaryota; Bacillariophyta; Bacillariophyceae; Naviculales; Naviculaceae
Source: the annotation of a GenBank genome assembly